Messenger RNA from Anneissia japonica, 1151 nucleotides. Its product is annotated as alpha-N-acetylgalactosamine-specific lectin-like. Gene Ontology annotation, molecular function: carbohydrate binding. The coding region runs from base 1 to 672 and encodes 223 amino acids. Gene Ontology annotation, cellular component: external side of plasma membrane. NCBI's taxonomy places the organism in Eukaryota, Metazoa, Echinodermata, Crinoidea, Comatulida, Comatulidae. The transcript is spliced from 2 exons. Gene Ontology annotation, biological process: biological process involved in interspecies interaction between organisms. The record is from RefSeq and is a predicted model, not a curated record.
AUGGUCAUUUUGAAUGAAAUCUGUUUGGUGUUUAUUUCAGCUGAAGUAAUACUGUACAAUCAUCACUGCUACAAAUUUAUCAGUGUUCCUACAACGUGGAACAACGCGAAGGCAAUGUGCGAGAGUUUCUCUUCACAGUUAAUUACGAUAAACACUCCAGAAGAGCUAGCUUACUUCACUACCAUCGCAUCAACUUUCAAUCCAUUCCUAUCACCAUGGACAGGGAUGAACGACAUUGCAGAGGAAGGACAUCCAGUAUGGCUGACCCGGGCACAACCACUUUACAACGAAUUUACUGAUAAUGACGAUCCAGAGAAUAGAGAUUGUUUUCACAUCGACACGGAUGGUGAAAUGGGUUACAGAAGUUGCGAUGACGAGUUUGGAUACGUGUGUGAAGCUUCAAGUAUUAUCUAUCAAAGCUUUUACAUAUCUGAAAGACACAAAUCACCGGCAGCCGAACACGUGGUAAGGAGACUGUUGGCAGUGAGUUCUGGCGCAUGCUCAUUGGAAUGCGGUAGACUAGAAUCGUGUGCUUCAUUUUCGUUUAUCAGUUCUUCGAACGAGUGUAUAUUGAGCACUAGUACAGGUCAAAGUUCAGAAUUGGAUGAUGCAGAAGAUGCUGACUUUUAUGUCGUUACAUCAACUAAAGAGACAUGCAGACCAUUUACAUGAACUAGAAUAUCGCUUUAAAUCGCUUCCCUUGAAGCUUUUCGUUUUAAUAUUUCAAACGUUGGACGCAUAACUUUCGUAAAGUUAUCAAAACGUCUAUAAAUGAAUAAAUAACUUUAUUUGGCAUGCGUGACCGUCGUACGUUCUCUGCAAAACGUAUGCUACGUUCAGACUUGGAGAUGAGUUUUGGUCAAAUUGCGGUAAUGACUACUAGUGACGCCAUUGCUUUCUACGUUCUACACAAGCUAAAAAAAAACGGUCAAAUUUAAAUCUGAGACUGCCAUUUCCGGGCAUCUGAGGAGCAAAAGCCAUAAUAUUUCGAACCUCAGCCCCAACCCAUGUUGGGGCUGAGUUUGUCUACACCCUCAAUUUGCAAAAGGUCUGUCAUGCGCAACCUCCAUUUUAAAUAUCUGAAACCGCCACUGUGAAGAAUCCGGUUCUUUUUUGGUCCAAUAAAUGUACUAUGACGAUAACGAUCAACG